CAACUACCUCUUCCUCUUCUUAGCACGGGUGACAGUGGGGCAUUUCCACUGAACUCUCUCCCUUCCUCCUCUGGACUAAGCGAUGAAGGGACAUGACAAUAAGGAAAUCAUCGUUGCAUAAACACCUCUCUGCAGACCCACCCGCGUGCAAGAAAGGAGCUGGGCCCCGGGACCUGGGCAUCAUGGCCCAGCUGCAGUCCUCUGAAGUGCAGCAGCUGCUCCACAACAAGUUCGUCGUCAUCCUGGGAGACUCCAUCCAGAGGUCCGUGUACAAGGACCUGGUGCUCCUGCUGCAGAAGGAUUGCCUGCUCACUUUCGACCAGCUCAAGGUCAAGGGGGAGCUGAGCUUCGAACAGGACAAGCUGGUGGAAGGAGGCAAGAAGGAUAUCAUGACCAACAGCACCGACUACCGCGAGGUCCGCGAGUUCUGCACCGGCCACCACCUGGUGCGCUUCUACUUCCUCACACGCGUGUACAAUGAGUAUGUCCGGGCCGUGUUGGAAGAGCUGGGGUCCCACGAGCACACCCCGGACCUGGUCGUCAUGAACUCCUGUCUCUGGGACAUCUCCAGGUAUGGGCCGGAUUGCUUUAGCAGCUACCGGGCGAACCUGGACAACCUGUUCCGGCACCUGGGCCAGGUGCUGCCAAAGUCAUGCCUCCUGGUGUGGAACACGGCCAUGCCCCUGGGCAGGAAGGUCACUGGGGGCUUCCUCCCGGAAGAGCAGCCGGCCGUUUCCUCUGCCCGGAUUAAAAAGGUGAUCGAAGCCAACUUCUACAGCUAUGUCGAGGCGAAGAACCACAAUUUAGAUGUGUUGGACUUGCAUUUCCACUUCCGCCACGCGGAGAUGCACCGGCACGGAGACGGGGUACAUUGGAACCAUCUCGCGCACCGACGCCUCUCCCAGCUGCUGCUGGCCCAUGUGGCCGACGCUUGGGGUGUGGAGCUGCCUCACCGCCCACCAGUGGGCCAGUGGCUCAAGUGUGACCCUGCAAGGGGCAGAUCUAAACAGAGACUUGAAAGGCAGUCCCAGAGCAGCAGAAACCUAAGGGCCUUACCCCCACCCGCAUCGUUGCCUCCUCCCAGGCACAGCCCCCUGCUGCCACUCCCAGCUCCCCGCCCACCCCUGUCCCCACUCCUGCCCUCACCGCCUCUUCCCAUUCCCUGUCACCCAGCCAUGCACCCCCAGGUCUUGCUCUGUCCCCAAGAUACCUAUUUUUCCUCAGACCAACCUUUCCAGUCUGGUCAAUUCUUCUUCAGCAAUUUCCAUUCUCCCCAGACAGGAUUUGACUUAGGAAAUGACUUUGUGUUUGACCCCCAGCCACCAAGUGCCCCCUUCCCCACACCCUAUUUUCAGCAGCCGGCCCCUGUGGUUCAUAGGGGUUUUCCCCGGAGUCUACCUCCUGGCCCUUAUAUGCCCUGGAGACAGCUGCCCAAAGUUUACAGGAGGCAAGCCCGAGGCUACACAGAGCCAAGGCCUCAUUAGACUGACUUGUGCCUUUUUCCUCCUCACGGACAUGGACUUGACAGAUCAUCUGACCGUUGCCUAAACUGACUGAUCUUGUUAACAGAAGCCGUUGAUCCACAUUGGGCUUCUUUUGGUUCUUUGCUGUUACCAGUUGUUAGCUAUGGCCCCUUCCUCCGUGCUCUGGGGGUGACCACGUGUUAUUCCUGCCUCCCCACCCUCUGUUCUCUUUGUCU
Molecule: messenger RNA, 1699 nt
Organism: Myotis lucifugus (little brown bat)
Lineage: Eukaryota; Metazoa; Chordata; Mammalia; Chiroptera; Vespertilionidae
Gene: PCED1B
Product: PC-esterase domain containing 1B
Exons: 2
Coding region: 93-1484 (463 amino acids)
Source: RefSeq, a predicted model, not a curated record